AUGAUAAAAGAGAUAUAUGGCAUGAAUGGCAUUAUUUGGGAUAAAAAAAAUAAAAGUUUUGUACCAAUUUCUACUAUUAAAUCUUAUAAAACGUUACAAAAUGAAAAGUUGCGAGAAAGCCGACGAAUAGAAACAUACAAAUUUAACGGUGAAAAUAUUUAUUUCUUAUAUUUUAAUGAUAAAGAUGUGUUUCAAUUUUAUAAUCAUGAUAAACAAGUUACUGGGGUUUGUGGUGAAUUGUGGACUAUGAUGUCCGAAUUGUUGAAUUUCACGAUGGUAUUAAUCAAGACUGACGUGAGAACUUUAGGCUCAAAAUAUGAUCCUAAUGGUAAUUUUACUGGUCUGUUAGGAUUAAUGCAACAGGGUAAUUUCACGAUUAUACCAAGGAUGGAAGCCUACAUUACACGAUUAGAAGUGGUUGAUUUUACGAGUGCUCUAUGGAAAGAACAUUAUAGAAUAUUCAUAAGACCGAAUUAUCAAUUCAAAAUUACUUGGAUGUUACAACUUUUUCCUGCGAAAUUUUGGUUGCUUAUCAUAAUUUUCUACAUACUUCUAUCGAUCCUGAGCAUAGUAUCACAAAAAAUGAUAGGUGAUGCAAAUUCAUAUAAAUUAAUAGCAUCACUUCAAGAUCAUUUUUUUUAUGUCUUUGGUGCCUUUUGUAAUCAAGGCGAAAUACUCUAUAUUGUUCAAAAUAAUUCAAAAAUUCUAUCAUUCUGUAUUAGUAUGUUUUCUUGGAUGAUUAUGAUAAGUUUUAACUCACAACUUAUUAUUUAUAUCACUGAAACAGUUGUCAUAAAACCGUUUGUUGACUUAGAAACUCUUUUGCAUACUACUGAUUAUAUAGUUCUUGCAGAAAAGAAUUCAGUUGCAUACAUUGCCUUUACGAAAAAUUUAAAACCCAUUUAUACCAAAAUAAAAGAAGCUGGUCGAAUUCAUUAUUAUUCAAGUUACGAACACAUAUGGGAUUUAACUUGUGAUAAUAAGAGAAGAUUUGCUGUACUUCAAAGUGAACAUAUAAAGGUGGAUAGCAAUGUGUAUUGUUCACUUUAUCCUAUUGGGCCUGAAUUUUUCAAAACUUGGGUUGUAGCAGGAAUAGCGAAAAAUUUUCCAUAUAAGAAAACAAUUAACCAUAGUAUAAUAAAAUUCUACGAGUAUGGCAUUAUUAAUGUUUUAAUGUCCCGUUGGCUUCGGAUGAGGUCUGAUAAUACAAUGAAUGUAACUAACUUGUUUUCUCCUAUAACUUUAUAUCAAGUAUAUUUGCCGAUCGGUAUAUAUUUAUUUGGACUUUGUACGUCGAUUAUAAUUCUAAUAAUAGAAAGUAUUAUGAUGAUUUUAAAAGGUGUACCCGAGAAGCGAGUAGGAAUAAGACCGAAAUUAACGUCGGGCUAUAAUGGGCUUUUAAGAUACAUUGAACAAAAUAGCUCUGACGUUAUUGUAAAAAUAGAAAUAUACCCACAAAAUUUAGACGUUGUUGAUUUUCUUUUACCUCUUUGGAAUGAUCGGUUUUCACAUACUGCAAAUCCAAAAGACAUCUAG
Messenger RNA from Phymastichus coffea, 1536 nucleotides. RefSeq lists its product as uncharacterized. The coding region runs from base 1 to 1536 and encodes 511 amino acids. The record is from RefSeq and is a predicted model, not a curated record. The transcript has 9 exons. Gene Ontology annotation, cellular component: membrane. Gene Ontology annotation, molecular function: glutamate-gated receptor activity. Lineage: Eukaryota; Metazoa; Arthropoda; Insecta; Hymenoptera; Eulophidae.